Molecule: messenger RNA, 384 nt
Organism: Geosmithia morbida
Lineage: Eukaryota; Fungi; Ascomycota; Sordariomycetes; Hypocreales; Bionectriaceae
Product: cytochrome c oxidase subunit 6a
Exons: 5
Coding region: 1-384 (127 amino acids)
Biological process (GO): mitochondrial electron transport, cytochrome c to oxygen
Cellular component (GO): mitochondrial inner membrane
Molecular function (GO): enzyme regulator activity
Source: RefSeq, a predicted model, not a curated record
AUGUUCUCCGCCCGCAUCGCUCGCGCUGCCCCCCGUGCUGCCGCGCAGGUUCGCGCCCCUGCCCAGCGCCGCUUCGCUACCGACGCCACCAAGAACGAGUUCAUCAAUGAGCGCGCUCACCAGAAGGAGCACGCUGGUCAGACCACUGAGCUCUGGAGGAAGAUCUCCCUCUACGGUGUCCCCGUCGCCCUCAUCGCCUCUGGCGCCAACGCCUACUACCUCUGGGAGGCUCACUGGGACCACUGGAACCACAUGCCCCCUCUGCCCGAGCGCACCGAGUACGCGUACCAGAACAUCCGCUCCAAGAACUACCAGUGGGGUGAUGGUGACAAAACUCUUUUCUGGAACGAGAAGGUCAACUAUCACCGCAAGGACAAGUCUUGA